GGCACCUUUGUUUGCUUACACGUUACCAGGAAGUGUAAGUACUGGCCUCAAAAUGAUGAGACAAGACUUGAACGAUGAUGACGUAUCUCUGUUUGACGCGGAAGAGGAUGCAGGCAGAACGUCGAAGAAGUCCAAAAUCGAGCACCCUCUGGCCAGCUUUUUCCACCUGUUCUUUCGCGUCAGCGCCAUCAUUGUGUACCUGGUUUGUGAACGGCUGAGCACCUUCAUCGCUGGCAUGGUUACCAUCAUCCUCCUUUUGUCAUGUGACUUUUGGACUGUCAAGAACAUCACUGGACGGCUGAUGGUGGGCCUGAGGUGGUGGAACCAAGUAGAUGAUGAUGGGAAGAGUCACUGGGUGUUUGAGUCCAGAAAAGGACCUGGAAAGAAGCUCCCCUCUGACUCAGAGUCCCGGAUCUUCUGGCUGGGCCUCAUAGUGUGUCCUAUCAUCUGGGUCAUCUUCAUCUUCAGUGCGCUCUUCUCUUUUAGCAUCAAAUGGCUGCCCAUAGUCAUCAUGGGCGUGGUUCUCCAGGGAGCAAACCUCUAUGGCUACAUACGCUGCAAGGUGGGCAGCAGGAGCAAUCUGAAAAGCAUGGCCACCAGUUACUUUGGACGUCAGUUCUUCAAACAGGCAAUGGCUAAACAAGAAGAAUCUUAGAGUCAAGAGAAAGAAUGAAUGUGUUAGCGUUGAUGCCCUGUAUGGGAUUUUUCUUGUACAUUAAUGUAAAAAAAAAAAAA
Scleropages formosus (Asian bonytongue) is the source of this 735-nucleotide messenger RNA. It is a transcript of the gene tvp23b, whose product is annotated as trans-golgi network vesicle protein 23 homolog B (S. cerevisiae). Lineage: Eukaryota; Metazoa; Chordata; Actinopteri; Osteoglossiformes; Osteoglossidae. Gene Ontology annotation, biological process: vesicle-mediated transport; protein secretion. The record is from RefSeq and is a predicted model, not a curated record. The transcript has 7 exons. Gene Ontology annotation, cellular component: Golgi membrane. Bases 53 to 655 code for a protein of 200 amino acids.